AUGACACAUCAAAAUAUUAUAGCGGCAUUAUCAUUAGAAAAAGGUAAAUCGUCAAAAUCGUUUUCUCCAGCAUUUGCGUUUUGGGCCAGAAAAAAUUUCGAGAAAAAAGAAAUUUCAGGUGUUGAUGUUUUAUAUUGUAUAUCGAGUAAAAAGCCAGUUUGUAUUUAUGAAUCAUUUUAUCAUGUUAUCCAAGAAUGUCACAAAAGUAUUUCACAUGGUGGUCGCGACAAAACAAUUGCUGAAGUUGCAGCACAUUAUUCGUGGAUUUCAAGAAAUGUUAUUGAAAUUUAUCUGAAACAUUGUUCAGUUUGUCAGCUACGAAAACCGAUUAAACAUCCAGUCGUUUCAAAGCCCAUUAUUUCGUUAGGUGUCAUGACGCGUCUUCAAAUCGAUUUGAUUGAUAUGCGAACACGUCCGGAUGUUAUAUCAAUUGAUGUUUCGUAUUUAUGGAUUUUAAACUGCAUUGGCCAUUUUUCUAAAUUUUCGUGGAGUUACCCAUUGCAGAGUAAAUCAGCGGUUGAAGUGGCUCAAAAAUUAAGAGCAUUAUUUUUCGUUUUCGGACCGCCACGUUUAUUGCAUUCGGACAACGGAGCCGAGUUUGUCGCUAAUGUUAUCGUUGAAUUGAAAGUAUUAUUUCCAGACAUGUGUUUUGUACGAGGUCGUCCCCGUCAUCCCCAAUCUCAAGGUUGUGUUGAGCGUGCAAAUGGUGUUUUGACGGUUGCUUUAGGCAAAUGGUUAGUAGACAACAAUUCAAGUCACCGGUCAGGAGGUUUGUUACCUGUCGUUUAUAGAAUCAAUACACGUGUGGCUGCUGCAACAAAAUGUACUCCAUACGAGGUUAUGUUCGGUCAGCGUCCGAGAUCCAAUUCCGAUUUUUGGAAGAUUGUGCAAGAUCAAGAUAUACAAGAUGAAGUUCAACUACCAACACCUGUUGAAGAAAAUGAAGAUUUACAAGAUGAAGUUGAUGUUACGAAUCAAUUAAAUUCAUCGCUUAUUGAUUUAUCGUUCAACAUUAUUGAUAAUCCGUCAUCUGAUGAUUUGUUGUCGAAUAAUUUAAUGUCGUUUAAUUCACCAACUACUGCUUCUUUUCCACCACGUUUGCCAUCUAGCCCAAUAUUUGAUUUAAACGAUUCAUUAAUUCCACCUGAUUCACCGGUUGAAACUAAUCCAAAAACAAGUGCUGAAAUGCUCUUCCACGAUCUAGAUGUUUUUAUUGAUCCGCUUUCUUCGGUUGUUGUCCAGCCAAAUGUUAUUCCUGAACUUAAAUCAAAACCAUCAAUUCCAUUUCCAUCUAUCCGUAAUACCAGUCAAUCAUCAAUACCAGUUGCCGAUUUAUUAGCUAUAUUAUCCACAUCACCCAUACCAUCUACCUCCGGUGUUCCAUCUUCGACCAAUAACGUUUUUAAUAUUUCCUCACCUCGACAUACUCUAGUUCCCGAACAGUUCAAAUUACGUGAUUGCGUUGGUAUUCCAAUACAUUCUGUUGAUCGUACAAAUACCGAUGCCAAAUUACUACCAUGCUUGAUUAUUGCAAAAGAAAAAAAAGGUGACGAUGUUGGAUUUCGAUUGGCUUGCCAGUUUGGUGAAAUGCAAAAUUGGUACACAGUAGAAUCACUUGUUGAUUUGAGAUCUUCAUGUCCAUCUUAA
Messenger RNA from Didymodactylos carnosus, 1647 nucleotides. NCBI's taxonomy places the organism in Eukaryota, Metazoa, Rotifera, Eurotatoria, Philodinida, Philodinidae. The record is from the annotation of a GenBank genome assembly.